This is a messenger RNA of Episyrphus balteatus (marmalade hoverfly), 3517 nucleotides long. RefSeq names its product probable nuclear hormone receptor HR38 (gene Hr38). The coding region runs from base 252 to 3434 and encodes 1060 amino acids. Gene Ontology annotation, molecular function: nuclear receptor activity; zinc ion binding; RNA polymerase II cis-regulatory region sequence-specific DNA binding. The record is from RefSeq and is a predicted model, not a curated record. Gene Ontology annotation, cellular component: transcription regulator complex; nucleus. NCBI's taxonomy places the organism in Eukaryota, Metazoa, Arthropoda, Insecta, Diptera, Syrphidae. Gene Ontology annotation, biological process: regulation of transcription by RNA polymerase II; retinoic acid receptor signaling pathway; cellular response to corticotropin-releasing hormone stimulus. The transcript has 5 exons.
AUUAAAUACAAAAUAUAUUUUUUUUAUUUUUUGUUAAAAGUAAAAAAUUUAAACAAAAAAAAAAAUGGAAUUGACAUUUCCAUUGCACAUUUCAAUUUACUCUCGUAUAUCCUGGAAAGCUGCACAACUACAUUAAUUUUUUUUUUAUUAUGUAACUGCUUUUUCCUAGAGAUAGAAUAUUCUCUUAUAUGCCUAACAUAUACAUUUAAAAAUAUAUAUUUAAUGUAAAAAAGGAUCUGUCUGUGUGCGAAAUGCGAAAUCGUCUUGCCUCGUUAAUUAUUGUUAAGCAAGAAACGCAACAAACUUUAAGCAGUGGUAAUAGUAUAAAUAAUGGUGGUCCUAGUAGUGAUGGAUUUUGUAGAUUAAUAACAAAUUUACCGCCAUCUAGUGUAGAACUACAACAACAACAACAAGAACAAUAUCAACAAAGACAUGCAACAGUAGCAACUCAAGUUGAAGCCGAGGAGGAGGAUAAUAAUAAUAAUAACAAUAGAAUAGAUAGUAGAAGUAAUUUAACCGUUAGUUCUAGUUUGUUAUUGUUAGAUGAUACUCGUGGACAUUUUGAAAAGAGCAAUAAUAAUAAUAAUAAUAAUAAUAGUAGUUGUUUCAAUGUGAUUGCCAAUGUUGGAUUGUAUUCAGCAACAACAACACCUGACUCUCGUCAUCAUUUAACAACAGUAUCAAAUAUAAAUAUAAACAAUAAUAAUAAUAAUAAUUAUGAACAUUUUAUUCCAUUGGAAUAUAAACCAAGUGAUAAUGUUGGAUGUGGCAAUUAUUUAAAUAAUUAUAAUAAUAAUCAGAGCCGGUUAUUUAAGUGCGAAAUAGAUGAUGAAUUUGAUUUGAAUGAUGACGUCGAUGAAAUAUGUAAUAACGAUGAUAAUAAUGAUGAUGAUGUUAAUAAUAACAUUAAUGACGCCAAUAUUAAUGAUGAUGAUGAUGAUAAAUUAAAUCAACAGGAUACCAAGUGUGCUUCCAGAUUACUCAACACAAACAUAUUAUCACGCUUACCUUUAACGGGAAAUACGGAAAAAGUACAACCAAAUAAAAUUAAAAUCGAAUCGCCAACCAGCGAUAAAAUCAAUUCAAGAGUAUUAGCCUCAUCAAGCAUGUUACUUUUGCAACCAAAUAGCUCCUUUAGUUCUCUCUCUCCCUUCGAUAAUUUCUCUUCGCAACAAUCGCAUUUGUCGCCGAGUGAUCAUCAUCAUCAUCACCAUCAUCAUCAUAAUAAUAGUAAUCAGCCUUCGGAAGCCCAAUUGAUCGAUUCGACUUUCGGUCAAAUAUCUGAUCUAUUUUUUCCGGCCGAUUCGAAUAAUUCGUUGUUAUCGUCGUGUGUGGAUACUCAAGCUCAGGCUGAAACUUUGGGAGGUGGAUUUGGAGGUAGUCCGCAAGACUUACAAGGAUUACACAAACAACAGUUUUCGCCAACGAGUGAGACACUUCUCGGCAGUGGUGCAGAAGAUAUCACAAGUUCGAUUGAGAAUAUUGCCAAGUUAUCGUGCCCGACGCGUGAAAAACGACUUUCGUCGAUUCCCGAACAACAAGCUUUGUCGCCAGAUUCGUUGUGUUUUGAUCGAACAACUCCACAGGAAAUCGGUCUGCUAAGUUUGCGAUCGAGUAGUGAUCCAGCAAUAGCGUUACAUAGCUUAGAGGAGCGUGCAGUAGCUGUGCAAGCAAGUGAGAGCUUGGAGCCAUUGGCACUGUUGUCAACGCCACCACCAUUAGCACAACUUACAUGCGGAAGCUCAUUGCCGAGCUUUCAGGAAACCUAUUCGCUUAAGUACAAUCCAAUGCCCAAUUUGAGUUUGAAAAUGGAUGAGGACUGUUUUAACAUUACCACCGCUGCAUCACAUCCACCAUCAAAUAAUCAUCAUAAUAUUCAUCAUCAUCAUCAUCAUCAACAACAACAACAGCAGCAACUUCAACAACAGCAGCAGCAACAACAACAACAAGCGAAUCAAACGCACAAUCCUGCAGGAGUACCAACAACGAUCUCAGCGUAUUAUCAUGGAUCCUUUGCCAAUACGGCGAAUAUUCAGCAACAUUUGAAUUCAUACGAGUAUAACGCACAACAGCAGCAGCAAUUAGCACAGCAACAACAAGGUUACUCAGAAGGAUUCUACCAGCAAUAUCAGCAGCCAACACCACAGGCUUACAGCUCAACUCAUGAACGCUACUCACUUCCAACGUUCCCCACCAUCUCUGAGCUCCAUGCUUCAGCAGCUCCACUCCGUCGAGCCUCCCUCCCAAUGCAGCGUUCUGACUCGCCGGCUAGCAGUCACAGUCCGAAACUUCCGAAAAUGGGUAUUCUCAAGGCAAUGACCAGUGCUCCCAGCUCAACAUCCAGUUCGCCCAGCUGCCAAAAUAACAGUAAUUCAAGCAAUGAAGUAACCAGCAGUCGCAUUAUGCACCCAUCACCGUCUCAAUUAUGUGCUGUCUGUGGUGACACGGCAGCUUGUCAGCACUAUGGCGUCCGGACAUGCGAAGGUUGCAAGGGAUUCUUUAAACGCACCGUACAAAAGGGCUCGAAAUACGUUUGCCUCGCCGAUAAAUCCUGCCCAGUUGAUAAGCGACGACGUAAUCGAUGUCAGUUUUGUAGAUUCCAAAAAUGUUUAGUUGUUGGAAUGGUCAAGGAAGUAGUGCGAACAGACUCUCUGAAAGGAAGACGUGGUCGACUACCAUCUAAGCCAAAAUCCCCCCAAGAAUCACCACCGAGUCCACCUGUAUCAUUGAUAACCGCUUUAGUGCGUGGACAUGUAGACACAACUCCAGAUCCAUCAUGCUUGGAUUACUCGCAAUACAAAGAGCCAGUACUCAAUGAACCUGUUAUUGGAGAAGCUGAAAAAGUACAACAAUUUUACUCGCUGCUGACAACAUCAGUGGAUGUAAUUAAGCAGUUUGCUGACAAAAUUCCCGGCUAUUCGGAUUUUUGUGCUGAAGAUCAGGAACUGCUCUUCCAAUCAGCAUCACUGGAACUCUUUGUUCUGCGGCUAUCCUAUCGAGCACGAAUCGAUGACACCAAAAUGACAUUCUGCAAUGGCGUUGUUCUUAAUCGAGCUCAGUGUCAACGAUCGUUUGGCGAUUGGCUGAAUGGCAUUCUUGAAUUCAGCAAAAGUUUACAUAACCUGGAAAUUGAUAUUUCAGCAUUUGCCUGUUUAUGUGCUCUCACACUUAUAACUGAACGUCAUGGUCUGCGUGAACCGAAAAAAGUCGAACAACUGCAAAUGAAAAUAAUCGGCAGUUUGCGCGAUCAUGUUACCUAUAAUGCCGAAGCCCAAAAGAAACCGCACUACUUUAGCCGGUUAUUGGGUAAAUUGCCCGAAUUGCGAUCCCUCAGCGUACAAGGGCUACAAAGAAUAUUCUACCUGAAGCUAGAGGACCUAGUACCUGCCCCAACACUCAUAGAAAAUAUGUUUGUGGCAAGUUUACCAUUUUAGAUUUUUAAUUUAAAAAUAAAAAAAAAAUUAAACAAAAAAAAAAUAUUAUAAAUGUCAUAAUAUAUAUUAUAUAUAUUUUAUUA